This is a messenger RNA of Styela clava, 3520 nucleotides long. RefSeq lists its product as uncharacterized. Gene Ontology annotation, cellular component: cytoskeleton. Gene Ontology annotation, biological process: actomyosin structure organization. NCBI's taxonomy places the organism in Eukaryota, Metazoa, Chordata, Ascidiacea, Stolidobranchia, Styelidae. The record is from RefSeq and is a predicted model, not a curated record. Gene Ontology annotation, molecular function: cytoskeletal protein binding.
UAUAUGUGAUAUAUAUUUAGAUAUGGUUGCAUGUAGAUGUGUUUUUCUCGACGGAAAAGAGGUGGAAAUUUCCAUUGAGAAAGAUGCCACAGGGUCCGACCUAUUCACAAGUGUUUGCAAAUACUUGAACUUAAAAUUUCAUGACCCGUUCGGAAUUGUCUUCCGGGGAGGAGCUGGACCAGCACCAUAUAACUGGUGGAUACGAAUGGAUAAGACCUUGAAAGGACAAAUACCGGGAAAAUGUAAAGUGUGGGAGUUUGCCUUCAUUGUAAAAUAUUACCCUAAAACACUGGCGGGUAUGCAAGAAGAAGUAGCAAGAUUCCACGUCAUAAUGCAAAUUCGCCAAGAUUUGCUGACGGGGAGACUUCGUUGCCCCGCUCAAACAAUGGCACAUCUGUGUUCGUAUUGGCUACAAGCCCAGUACGGUGAUUGGAGCAGUCGUCAUAUCGACUUGCAAUUGGCAGACGCUUUUCGGUAUGUUCAAAAAGGGGAAGUCGAAGCUGAUAAAACAGAGGGGAAAUCUGACAUCGUAUUUGAAGAACAGAUGAUGCAAAUUCAUCAGGCGCAUGUCGGUAUGUCAUCACGUGAUGCCGAUUAUAAAUUCAUUAGACUUGCGGCUUCAUUGCCGAAAUACGGGAUUCAUUACUAUCCGAUGUGGGCACCGACUCAACAAAAACAAUCUCAAUCCGAAGAGAGAGGGGAGAAGAUGACAGUUGGCAUCGGGCCUAUAGGUGUUCACCAGUUCAAAAGGAACGGAAAUGAAACAGUGUGGACAUGGAAAUCUAUGAGAGCAGUCAGCUUCAAACACAACAGGAUUGUUUUAAAAAUGCAAGGGUCCAUGAGACAAUCUGUUGCUGCUGAUGCAAAACAAUCGGAGAAAGCAGCAGCAAACCAGCGACACAUUGUUAAAGAAUAUUGCUUGGAAGAUAUGUAUCAGACAAAGAUUAUCUGGCAAGCUCUUAUACAAUAUCACAUGUUUUUCCGUGUUGCAGAUCAACAGGGAUUACAGGGCGAACAAAGAAAGCGGCUCGUAAGCAGUCUGCGCAUAAAACGAACCAUUCCAAUGGUAGGAGAGAAGAAAGCACUGCAGUCACCUAUUUCACCCCUUUCCAAGAUUUCCCCAAGAUCCAAGUCUGUUUUUAGUUUUGAUUUAUCGCGGAGAAAAUCAUCAACAAAAGACCCAGCGACUGCGAAACGAAGCAGCAGUCAACAGCCUCGCCCUUCAUCCCCGUUACCGAUAUCACGCAAAGCACAAAUAAGUAAGAUAUCGAGUGUAGAAAAUGGAUUGCCAGAGGAUACUGAAUUAGAACAAGAUGACGUAGACGAAAUCUUCAAACCAGCUAGUCUAACCAAUACCCGCCUUCGUACUGCUCCACCAAGUACCAGACAAAAGACAAGUUUGACUUCACCUGCAUCGUACGCCUCCACUCCAAGAUCUGGACAAUUUCUUUUCCCGCUUACGCCAACUCCACGACAGGCAAUGUCGAGUGUUUCACAAACUUCUACGAGUGUAGAAGAAGUUUUAGGGGCUCAUUCUGAUAACACGGACGUAUUGUGUAGCCCAAAUAUAUUGGAAAAAACAUUUUCCUAUUCUGAAGAUCACGGAGUUAACAACAUAGGAAUAUGGCAAGAAGGCUUAACACCGCGUGGUCGAUCGAAAACACAAAAACAAUACAAAGCACCCAGAUCUCGAUCAACGCCUGUCAGAAGACCAAACUAUGAACAUACAAGUUCCGAUUAUUCUCGGGAUGGAAGAUUCAGAAGUGAGAGAGUUAGACGACUUGAUCCUUCUCCUGUUGUUAUUCCCGCAGAGGUUUUAUUAGCUGACCUGAAAGAAACCCAAAAUCCAGAGACUCGAAGUAGUGACGGAUACUAUAGUUCACUAAGUGAUUUUCCAAUGGAACUUGACUUUGAGGCGCCAAAACCAAGAACGCUCGCAUUUCACACGAAUAACAGAAAGAUAGACUUCUACACUAAAAAGUUAGCUACUCGUGCGAUGGAAGCAGGGCCGACUGACAGACGAACACGGAGUAUGCAUGCCUUGAAUACAAAUUAUCAAACUAGAGAAAGACGUGCGUAUAGAGACCAAAGCACGUCGCCCAGGCGCGGCCGACAUACUUCUAUCGCGAGACGGAUGACAAACCAAGAAAACGUUGAACCCAUGAGAGCAAGAGGAGAAAAAAGAGGAUAUUCCGAACGAGCAUACAGUGAAUCCAGGGCUACACACAAACAACACACUGACCAGAGUUUGACCGGGGGCGCCAAAAAGACGCCGGAGGUCGUCAGAAGAAUGCAACAGCCGUCAGCAAAAAGACGGUCAACAACAAGGCCUCGAGCUCAUUCUGAAGAAAAAACAAAAAUGAUACCUCCAAUCACUCCAAGAAAGCGAUUAUCAUAUGAAGGACAGUCAAAAAGACGACCCGAUGAGAAAAGCGAAACGAUCCCCAAGAUUCCUGUUUUUGUCCGCACUGUGCCGUAAGGUUCUUGUAACACAGGCGUCAAUUUGAAUCCAAUCCGCCAGCCAAGUCUUUUGUACAUGAAUCCACUGAUACACAAUUUUUUCGCUUAUUCAUACAGAGGAAAUAGAGAAGGCUAAAUGAAUAUGUGGAACCAUAGCCUGCUUCUGUCACUGGAACUAGUCAUGGGAAUUCUAGCCUGAUGCAUAGACUCCCAUGGUAAAAGAAACCGCAACAGACCCGCGGUAAAAAUGAAUCCUUUGAACAUAAUACACCACAAGGGUAUCAGAACACAGAGCUUAUUGCGAACGUGCAUACAGCAGUACCGGUACGACUUGGAUUUGGAUCAAUUCGAAUCGUACCUGUUUCUCACUUUCCACUCCAUAAAUUCCAUUGCACUUCUGACAAGAAUUUCAAUAAAAAAUUUUUGAUUUUGUAAAUAAAAUGAACAGAUGUUGUGUCGCCACAAAAAUUAUAAUGCAGAAUUAAAAAGGGCUUUAAAUUACAAGUUACAGUGUAUAUCACAAGUGGUCUCUCUAUACAAUUAAUCCAACAUGGCCAGAAAUCAAAUGAGCAUCUCAGCAGUUAUUGCAACAGGUAUAGCCAUCAUCUGAAUAAGAAUAUCUCCAGUACGAUCAUAUUUAAAAAGGCUAUGCAAGGCAAUAGAAAAUCAGAACUAGAUUCCGAGUUUCAGUUGUUGUUCAGAACAACUAGCCCUGAACAAAACACAAUACUUGGCAUGUUCAAAAUUUGCAUGCUUAUUCAUAUUGAAAAAUUCAUUAGAACAAGAUUAGUACAGCUUAACAAAUGGAAACAUGGAUCAAUGGCUUAUUGGAACUGACCCAAGGUGUUGCAUUAUGCACAUUAAUCUUUGCAUUUUACAUUCACUCAACACUAAAUUUGGAAUAUAUCUAAUUUUUGAGUGUCUACAAUAGUUACCAAGUCCACUAAAUAUGUUUCAAGCAUUGUAACAUUACUAGUUUUAGCUUAUAAUACAGAUAAUAGAACAACUCGACUUUUUGAAUAUUUGGUGUUUAUAUUAAAUUUAAAAAACGACAUUUUGA